Messenger RNA from Aspergillus puulaauensis, 1983 nucleotides. RefSeq names its product alkyl/aryl-sulfatase. Gene Ontology annotation, biological process: dodecyl sulfate metabolic process. Gene Ontology annotation, molecular function: protein dimerization activity; linear primary-alkylsulfatase activity. NCBI's taxonomy places the organism in Eukaryota, Fungi, Ascomycota, Eurotiomycetes, Eurotiales, Aspergillaceae. The coding region runs from base 1 to 1983 and encodes 660 amino acids. The transcript has a single exon. The record is from RefSeq and is a predicted model, not a curated record.
AUGGAGCAAUCUAAAUACUCCCGCUUCCUCGUCUUCUUCCUCGUCUUGUUCACGCAAGCACUCAAACCCGACAAAUCGGGCCUCACUAUGGAGCAGCAGUCUAAGCCUGCAACCCAAUUCAUCAUUGAUCAGCAGGAGCAGAUCCGACAGAGUCUGCCCUUCGAUGACGAACGAGAUUUCGUGAAUGCGAACAGGGGCUUCACGGGCCGCCGUGACCCAAACAUCGUCAAGAAUGACACUGGUGAUGUUGUGUGGAAUAAUGACGCCUACAAGUUCCUGAAGGACGACGCACCGGACACAGCUAAUCCGAGUCUGUGGCGCCAGUCGAGGCUUGUUCACCUGGAUGGGCUCUAUCAAGUCACACAAGGUAUCUACCAGGUGCGCGGCCUCGACCUCUCACACACGACAAUCAUAGAAGGCGACGAGGGCAUUAUCGUCAUUGACCCCCUCACUUCGCAGGAGACCGGCGCCGCAGCGCUCGCCCUCUACCGGGAACAUCGCGGCACAGACAGGGCCAUCAAGGCCAUCAUCUACACGCACUCCCAUGUCGACCAUUUUGGUGGCGUUAAAGGCUUUGCCACGGAGGAGGAUGUCGAGAAAAAUGACAUCAAGAUCCUUGCGCCUCAGGGUUUCCUCGAGCAUGCUAUAUCCGAAAAUGUCUUUGCCGGUACUGCCAUGAGCCGGCGCUCUGCGUACAUGUUCGGCGCCUCCCUCAGUCGGGGACCGAGGGAUCAGAUCGGCGUCGGACUCGGACAGACUGUCUCGACUGGGACCAUCACACUCAUCGCGCCUAAUGAGGAUAUUAGUCGCACCGGCGAGAAGAGAACCAUUGACGGCGUCGAGAUGGUGUUCCAGAUGGCGCCAGGCACUGAAGCCCCUGCCGAGAUGCUCAUCUACUUCCCCCAGCUCAAAGCACUAUGCGCUGCUGAGGUCGCCACCCACACCAUGCACAACAUACUGACACUGCGUGGAGCUCUGGUCCGCGACCCACAUAGCUGGGCCAUACACUUGACUGAGACUAUUGACAUGUUUGGCGGUGAAGCUGAGGUUGUCUUCGCAUCCCACCACUGGCCUACCUGGGGCAUUGAGGAAGUUGUGGAAUACCUCACCUCCCAGCGCGAUCUGUAUGCGUACAUGCAUGACCAGACACUCCGCCUACUGAACAAGGGGUACAAUGGUCCUGAGAUCGCUGAGAUGAUGACCCUACCUCCCGCGCUUGAUAAAGCCUGGAAUGCCCGCGGCUACUAUGGCACCUUGAACCACAAUGUGAAAGCUAUAUACCAGCGCUACAUCGGUUGGUUCGACGGCAACCCGGCCCAUCUAUGGGAGCACACGCCUGAAGAGAGGGCCAAGCGUUACGUUCAGCUCGCGGGCGGAAUGGAACAGAUUAUUAGGAAUGGGCGUGAGGCAUUCGAUGCCGGCGACUUCCGCUGGGCAGCCGAAGUUCUGAACCAUGCUGUCUUUUCCGACCCUCAUAACUCAGAUGCCCGAGCUCUACUAGCCGACGUCUACGAGCAGCUCGGAUACGGCUCAGAGAGCGGCGCCUGGAGGAACUUUUUCAUAUCGGGAACGACGGAGCUACGCAAUGGAAACUUCGGGACGCCUACAGAAACAGGCUCGGCUGAUGUGAUAGCGCAGCUCACGCCCGAGAUGCUCUUCAAUGCUCUCGCCAUCCUAAUCAACGGCCCGGAGGCCUGGGACAAGAAGCUGGCCAUCGACGUUGUCGUCCCCGACGUGGAAGUCACCUACCACCUGUGGCUGUCGAACGGCGCGCUCAUUUAUAGCACGGCUCCGCAGUCGACCAGCGCCAACGUGACCCUGACCGGGACUACCAAGCAGCUGCCUGCGCUCGCGGUGCAUGGGCCUAAUCCUGAGGCUCUAGAGAAGGCAGGCAUCAAGGUUAACGGUGACAAGACUGCACUUAGCACUCUCACAUCCCUGCUUGACCAGGGUGACCCCAACUUCAACAUUAUUACACCAUGA